Paracoccidioides brasiliensis Pb18 is the source of this 756-nucleotide messenger RNA. Its product is annotated as proteasome core particle subunit alpha 3. The transcript is spliced from 4 exons. Gene Ontology annotation, cellular component: cytosol; proteasome core complex; nucleus. The record is from RefSeq and is a predicted model, not a curated record. Gene Ontology annotation, biological process: ubiquitin-dependent protein catabolic process. Bases 1 to 756 code for a protein of 251 amino acids.
AUGUCGAGAAGAUAUGAUUCCAGGACUACGAUCUUCUCCCCCGAAGGCCGCCUUUACCAGGUCGAAUACGCUCUAGAAGCCAUCUCGCAUGCAGGAACAGCCCUUGGGAUACUAGCACAGGAUGGAAUCGUGCUGGCCGCAGAGCGGAAAGUCACCAGCAAGCUCCUGGAACAAGACACAUCGGCGGAGAAGCUCUAUAUACUGAACGAUAACAUGAUAUGCGCCGUGGCUGGGAUGACGGCAGAUGCCAACAUCCUCAUCAACUACGCCCGCCAAGCCGCUCAGCGCUACCUCCUCACAUACAAUGAAGAAAUCCCGUGCGAGCAGCUCGUCCGUCGCCUUUGCGAUCUGAAACAGGGCUAUACCCAACAUGGUGGUUUGAGGCCGUUUGGCGUCUCGUUCAUAUACGCCGGGUACGACCCGCUCCGGCACUUCCAGCUUUACCAGAGUAACCCCAGCGGUAAUUACGGUGGAUGGAAGGCGACGAGCGUAGGUGCCAACAAUGCUAGUGCCCAGAGUCUGUUGAAACAGGACUAUAAGGAGGAUUGCGACUUGAAGGAGGCUUGCGGAAUGGCUGUGAAGGUCCUUAGCAAAACUAUGGACUCUACGAAACUGAGUGCUGAGAAGAUUGAGUUUGCGACGGUAGGAAAAACUAAGGAUGGGACGAUAUACCACCACCUCUGGGGAGCUGAUGAGAUCAAUGCUCUGCUUAGGGAGCAUGGGCUAGCUAAGGAAGAGGAUCAAGAAACCGGAUAG